AUGUCAGCUGGGUCUUCUCCGUCGCGACAGUUGAGCGAGAGCUUGGGCAAAUUCCACAUAAGUUCGCCCAAGUUCAAGCCAUAUGUAGAAAAUGACGACUUUCAAGAUUCAGAGUUCAAUUCUCAGGUACAAGGCAUCCCAAGUGGCAAAAGCUACGUUAGCAAGCUCGGAAAUUGGUCAGUGAACUACGGGACUGUACAGCAACAUGAUGCCGACUCAGAAAAUGUUGAGCCGCCGCAGUGGAAACAGUACAUGCAAGAACAGGAAGAACGCCAGGAUUUGCGCAGAAAGGCUUUCAAGGGACUCAAGCCUCGCGACGACCUUGUAGUCACGUCCUCGUUGAGCGAUAUAUCGCUAAUUCCUACCAAUACUUUUAAGAACCGUGGUAGCAGGCCGCCAAACGUGGAUUCUGAGCGCAGUGUUGUCCAGGACCGAGAUUCAGCAAUUGACACUGAUGUGGAUCCGGCUCGAGAAGCACUUGGAGUUUUCAACAAUGUUCUGCGUCAUCAGAGAUCAAAUUUCUUUACGGAAGAGCCGCAAGAUCAGUCGGCCAGAUCGGUAUCAGAAGAAUACGACUCGACAGGCUCUACUGGAUCAAGCUCAUCUUAUGAUUCAUUUGACCCAUCGGUAUCUCCCAGCUUGCGUCAGCGUGAUUCUGAGCAGCCUAAAUUAAAUUCAAAUGGCUUCUCAAAGCCACAGAAGACCUCUCCGAGACGACCGUUGAAAUUAAUUACACCUGAAGACGCAGGAAUGGUUUUCAAUUACAAAGAGGGUGUAUGGGAUCAGCCAUCUGCUGCGGUAGAUGCUUCCACUAGCGGUGCUCAAGACGAGUCUUCGGAAGCCAAAAUUGUAUCCUUCAAGUUGCCGCGCACCAGACCCGACCAAUCCAUCAUUGACGACACACCAUUGUCAACCCCAAGGAUGGAUCAAAAAUUCAUGGCAUAUGAUGAAACUGAUAAUUCUCAAAGUAGGUCCACUUCUGGUAAAAGCACCACCACAAUGCGGACUGCCUCAGUCAUGCCUGCUGACACGACCCAUAACUUGGUUGAUAAUGUGACCAGCAUUUCUGAGUUAGAUACAUCUUUUCGCAUCGCACGAGGCGCUGUGGUGUCUGCAUUGGUGGAUACGAUUCCCAGAAAAGAAAUCUGGGAGCGUAUAUCUGAGCUGUCUCUCAAGCAAAAACAUCUUGAUAGUCUAGUGGGGCUUAACGAUAUGACACCGGCAGUCUCAGAACUUGACGUUUCGCACAACAAAAUAAACUCUUUGCAGGGGGCUCCUGUCCACCUCGUCAAAUUAUGCUGCGCUCACAAUCGAAUUGGCUCUUACUGUCGAUUGGACUCGCUAGAACAUUUAGAGGACCUGGACCUUUCGCAUAACCUUUUGUCCACUAAUUUAUCUCUUUUGGCGGGAUGCAUUCAUCUUAGAAAUGUCAAUCUCUCUCAGAACGGCAUCACUUCGUUGCAAGGAUUAUCAGAGUCAAGAGCAAGAAUUGAAACCCUGAAUAUGUCACGUAACAGGCUCAUCGGUCCACUCGAUUUUGCAGAAUUGGCUUCUUUGGAUGCGCAUAAACCUAAUUUUUUGACAUAUGUGCGCGAACUUGAUCUAAGUGGUAAUAAAAUCACGAGAAUAAAGAAUUUACAUCUCUUGAAGAAUCUCAGUGUACUGCGACUGGAUGGUAACCCACUGGAAUCGCUAGACGGUAAUAGCAGUCGAAGUCUAAGAACACUAGGCGCUCUUGGCUGUUCUGCAUUGAGGUCCUUAGGAGACUUUCCGCGGUUGCGUAUUCUACGGGCAAGCGGAGAGAGCUUACAAAUAUUGAAACUGCCAGAAACACUGGAGCAUUUCGAACUCGUGGGCGCGCCUUCGGAAGCUAUUCCCUGGGGUAGUUUGCCACCAGCCCUCCGCAGACUCCGAUUAAAUCGAACAAACAUUAAUGAACUUCCGAAGCAUUUUGCUGCACAGUGUCCUGGAUUACAGUCUUUGCUGAUUUCUGAAAAUGACUUCAAAGGCUUUACAAGACUGAUGGAAAGGUUGCCGGGGAACUUGCAGGUGCUGGACAUCCGCAAGAAUCCAUUAUCGCAGCUUCAGCAAGAAAUAGAUCGCGAAGCAAUGACCGAAGCAAUAGCUUUGGCCUUACCCACUCUCAAAAAGGUCUUUUUAUAA
Molecule: messenger RNA, 2163 nt
Organism: Lachancea nothofagi CBS 11611
Lineage: Eukaryota; Fungi; Ascomycota; Saccharomycetes; Saccharomycetales; Saccharomycetaceae
Source: the annotation of a GenBank genome assembly